Messenger RNA from Adineta ricciae, 2481 nucleotides. Lineage: Eukaryota; Metazoa; Rotifera; Eurotatoria; Adinetida; Adinetidae. The record is from the annotation of a GenBank genome assembly.
AUGUCGCGCAUAUACAAAUUUGGGAAGAAUUUGAAUCUCUUUCGAAAUAACGAUCAAAUGACAACAACACCGAUUAUUAAAGUCGUCGAUCUAUAUCGACAUGAAUUAUUAAACGAUAGUUUUGGUGUUGAAUGGAUGGAUGAUAAUGAUGAAAAUAAUCCAACCAAUGCUAAAUAUUCAGUCAUUUCUAUUCGAUCAGUAUUCAAUAAUCAUAAUGUUCAUUUACCAACACAUAUCUGGCGAUCGCUUUCGAAAGUUUUACCCGGUGAUAUCGUUGUCGAAUUAAAUGGCGUAAGCACAGCUGGUCAAACAGUUGCUGAAUUAGAGAAGAAUUUGAAACUCUCCGGUAAUCGAAUUCGUAUACGUUUGAAAUCAGAUUGUGGCCUUGCUUAUACGUCAUCCAGUUUGACCGAUUCAUCGUCAACACAAGUGCCUGACGAAGACAAUCUAUCUGAUACCGAAUAUUGUCAACGCGAGAAGAAAAUAUCUUUACCAAAACUGAACGGUCAUUCACAUUAUUCAAUGCUCAAUGGUUAUAAUCAAUAUGCGCAAUCCGAAAGAAGUCGUUCAUGUGAAAAUAGUCUUGAUUCAUGUGGGCAAAAAUGUACCGAUGAAUUAACAAUCUCAUCAUCGUCAUUAGUCGAUCUACCGCUUCCAUCUGCAAGUCAUGCUGAUUACGAUAAUCUUGCCAGUGUAAAUGGAACUAAUCAUGUAAACGAACAAUCAUCAUUAACUAAACAUGUAACUCAAUCCACAUCACCUAUAUCGUGUGAACUUGAUCAGAAGACCAAAGACGCGAUAGAUGCAAGAUUGAAGGAUAUAGACGAUGAAUUCGACUUUAAUUUACCGGUUACUUGGGAAACAGUUAAUAAAUCAGUUGAUCUUCCAUCAGCACGUCGUUUGGCAAAGCGUCUCUAUGCCCUGGAUGGUUUCAAGUCCAUGGAUGUCGUUCGACAUCUAUGCAAAAGGAACGAUUUUAACCAAUUGGUGGCCGAAGAAUAUGUCAAAUUAUUUGAUUUUCAAGGCGACACGCUUGAUCGAGCGUUGAGAAAAUUUGUGAAACAAUUUACGAUUAUCGGAGAAACACAAGAUCGCGAACGUGUGCUCCACUUCUUCGCAGCAAGAUAUCUCGAUUGUAAUCCAACGACGUUUACUUCUGUUGAUGCUUGUCACAUGUUAACAUGCGCAAUCAUGUUGCUCAAUACCGAUCUUCACGAUUCAAAAAUCUCAACGAAAAUGACAUUUCAACAAUUUAGUGAUAAUCUUCAAGAACUGAAUGAUGGAGCCGAUUUCUCGAAAGAUUUACUUAAAUCUUUAUACAAUGCGAUUAAAAACGAACAACUCAUGGACGAAGCCAUACACCGGAAACUGGUUUAAGAUAUAGAGACGUCAACCAUCGGCUUGCACACAGCACUUGGUUCAGAUGAUUAUAAUGAUGUUCGAUUAGGCGGACAUGGAACUCUACACGGAUAUAGUAAUUGUGUAAAUCCAUUUUUAGAAAUUCCUGAUACAAGCAAAAGUGUUGAAUACAUGCAGGGUUAUGUGAUGAGAAAGUGUUGUGUGGAGUCGGACGGGAAGCGAACUCCAUUUAUGCGUCGUAGUUGGAAAGCACAUUUUGCUAGUUUACGCGACAUGGUUCUUUAUUUACAAAAGAAUGAUCAACAUCCUGCAGCAAUACUUGUUGGUGAUACAAACGCUAUACGCUUACAUCAUGCACUUGCCUACGAAGCAACGGAUUAUCGUAAACGGCAACAUGUAUUUCGAUUGAAAACUGCCGAUUGGGCUGAAUAUUUAUUUCAAACAAGUGAUCAUGAAUUGAUGAGAAAAUGGAUUGAUGCAAUUAAUUUAAUUGCUGCAUCAUUUUCUUCGCCGCCAUUACCGGCAGCUAUCGAUUCAUCGUCGAUUCACUUUCAACGACCACUUCUACCAAGUGUUCAAACACGUUAUUCUGUUUUUGAACAAUAUGAAUAUAUUCUCAAGCAAAUCAAUGAAAUAUCUCGCCAGUUGAAUGAUUUGAAAACUCAAACGUGUGCGUCGAUUAAUAAUGAGAAUAUCAUCAAUAUAAAUGGAGAUAUUAAACAACAGCAACCAGUGACAAUGAAAGCACGAGACAUGAUUGAGAAUAAAGCUCGAAUGGAUUACUAUCACUACGAAUUAAAACGAUACGAAGCGUAUGCUGAUCGCCUUCGCCGGCAUUUUCAACAAUUACAACUGGAUCCAUCCUGUGUGAAGCCGUCAAGUCCAAAUCAUGCACAAGAUUUUUCAAAUUAUUCAGGACCUAUCGAAGCCUUUUCAGGCGUUCAUAAUAUUCAUCAACAAACGUUCUCUCCUCAGCACCUUAUCCCAACUCGGACGUCAUCAUCAGUUGCGUAUAAAAAGAACGGACAAUCAGCCAGUUUGACUAUAACAAAUCCUAACCGUUAUAGUUACAUGAUGGCAGUCAAUACUCACCCAGUAACGAUGAGCGAGCAUCAGCUAUGA